GGGCGGGCGGACCCCCAGGCGUCCCGGACGUGGCGCGGACCACCGCAGAGCCUCCACAAUGCAGGUCCCUAACAGUAGCCCUGUGCACCUGAGCGAAUGGCAGAAGAAUUACUUUGCAAUUACCUCUGGCACCUGUACAUCAGAACAGAAGGCAGACGCGCUCCGUGCACAGAUUUUAAGCAUUCAGUAUGCAUGGGCAAACGCUGAGAUUUCCCAGGUCUCUGCCUCCAAACUGUUCAGACGCUAUGCGGAGAAAUACUCUGCAAUCAUUGACUCCGACAACGUAGAAACCGGCCUGAAUAACUAUGCCGGAAAUAUUUUGACUCUGGCAAGGUGUCAGCAGGCCGACAGUGACAAGUGGCAAUCUGGCUUAAUGAUAAAUAGUGUUUUCAAAUUGAAUCGUGUGCAGGAGAUGAUGCAGGCCGGCAGAGAAGUCAGAGACUCUCUGAUGGCCUCAGCGGAUUCUUCCGUGGUGGUCGGCAAGGAGGCCAGUGCCUUUGGAACUCGAGGCCUUCUUAAGCUCGUGGCCGGUUCUGGAGAGACUGACAGGCACGCAGACUGGAAACCACAUAUCCCGGAGGGCCCCCCCUCCUCGGCCUGCCCUCCGAACGGCCAGCUGCCCAGAGCGAAGAGCCGUGUGGGUGGCCUCCCCCUCGAUGAACGGCCCGGUGCUAGUUUUCAUGCCACUCCGUUGUUUGGGAAAAUCAACACGGCAAGCCAUAGCUCUUCGAAAGUUCUUAGUGUCUGUGGUCCAGACCCAAGCUUCUCUGAUCAGCCUUCUCUCCGCGCAGUCCAUGGCAACCCGGGGAAACGGAAGAUUUUCUACGGUUUGGCUCCCGAGCCCAUUGAAGCGGUUUUCGACCCCGCCCAGAGUAAGUCUUCUAGCGGUGUGGAAGCUGGCAGCCAUGGGGGCGAGAGCAGCCUACCCGGCUUUAAAACGGCCAAAGAGCAACUGUGGGUGGAUCAGCAGAAGAGACCCCCCAAAGCCCAGAGAGGGCCGGGUUCUGUGUAUGGAGGCGGAGGAGGAGGGGGAGGAGGAAAGAAAUGUCUGGGGGCUGGAAGAUCCCGGGGACCAUUUGGCAAGUUUAUCCCCCCCGUGCCAAGGCCGGAUGGCGGUGUCGCAAAUGGAGGGACGCAGUGCAGUCCUCAUGGAACGGCGCCCGCGGAGCCAGCCCACCCCCUGGAUGAGCGCCUGAAAGGUUUAGAACAGAAGAUGAUCGAGCUCGUUAUGAAUGAGAUCAUGGACCACGGGCCCCCGGUGAACUGGGACGACAUCGCCGGAGUGGAAUUUGCCAAGGCGACCAUAAAAGAGAUUGUGGUUUGGCCUAUGCUGAGGCCGGACAUCUUCACGGGCCUACGGGGUCCCCCCAAGGGGAUCCUGCUCUUUGGCCCUCCGGGCACGGGUAAGACCCUGAUCGGCAAGUGCAUCGCGAGCCAGUCCGGGGCCACGUUCUUUAGCAUCAGCGCAUCAUCCCUGACUUCCAAGUGGGUCGGGGAGGGCGAGAAAAUGGUGCGGGCCCUGUUUACCGUGGCCAGGUGCCAGCAGCCAGCCGUGAUCUUCAUCGAUGAAAUCGACUCCCUGCUGUCUCAGCGGGGUGAUGGGGAACACGAGUCGUCCAGGAGGAUCAAGACGGAAUUCUUAGUACAGCUGGACGGGGCCGCCACCUCCUCCGAAGACCGCAUUCUGGUCGUGGGGGCCACCAACCGGCCGCAAGAAAUCGAUGAGGCGGCCCGGAGGAGGCUGGUCAAGAGACUGUACAUCCCGUUGCCGGCAGCUGCAGCCAGGAAGCAGAUCGUGAUGAGUCUGAUGUCCAAGGAGCACUGCAGCCUCAGUGAGGAGCAAAUCGAUUCGGUGGUCGGUCAGUCCGAGGGGUUCUCGGGAGCAGACAUGACGCAGCUUUGCCGCGAAGCUUCUCUCGGCCCCAUCCGUUGCCUGCGGGCGGCGGACAUCGCCACCAUCACAACGGACCAAGUCCGGCCCAUAGCCUAUAUCGAUUUUGAAAGCGCUCUCAGGACGGUGCGGCCCAGCGUGUCCCCACAAGAUCUGGAACUCUACGAGAAAUGGAACCGGACCUUCGGCUUUGGAAAGUAAAUUGACCGAGCGGAAUUAAGGGUCUUGAAACGUGGAAAUCCACAAAUUUGGCCACUGGGGUCGGUGAGCGUGCCCUGGCUCUGGAAGGACUCCUAAAAAGUUGAAUGACCGCCUCGGUGCCCGUCCUGGAUGUCAAUAAUCUUGGCACCCUGGAGUGAAACCGUGUCCAAUAGGAGGUCAUUCCCAGUCAUCAGGCGCUUUCUGGAAGCUUGAGCAAGAUGGACGAUAGGAUUAAGAAAAAAAGUCAUGUUUUAGGGAAACCAUUUUUUAAUCAUUUAGCUUCUGAGGGUUUAUUACUGUUUCGUGAGCAUUGUGAAAAGGAAGCUUUCAGAAUUAAAUUGGCUUUGGAAAACUUAGGAGGGAUUUCAGGUGUGAGUUUAGGGGAGUCGAGGGUUAACAGCGUAAAGGCAGAAGAGUUUCGUUAUGUUUCCAGGUCCCAUGGAGUUAGGAUAAGACCUUGGAUAGUGAUGAAAAGAUCAAGAAAAAUGGAAAAAUUUAGUAUUUAUUACCUUCCAUUGGGGAAGAUGUAAAUCUGCAACAAAACUGUAAACUUGAAUCAGGACCAGUGGUGUACACUAACACUAGUGGUUUUCGAACUUGGCCAUGGCCACUAUAGAUGUAGUCAUUAAGUUUAAAGUAUCCGUUCUUUGUCAGAGAGGAGCUGAGGAAUUUUACACUUG
Molecule: messenger RNA, 2772 nt
Organism: Tachyglossus aculeatus (Australian echidna)
Lineage: Eukaryota; Metazoa; Chordata; Mammalia; Monotremata; Tachyglossidae
Gene: FIGNL1
Product: fidgetin like 1
Exons: 2
Coding region: 59-2092 (677 amino acids)
Molecular function (GO): microtubule severing ATPase activity; ATP binding; ATP hydrolysis activity
Source: RefSeq, a predicted model, not a curated record